AUUGAUUUUCCGGGAAUAAUAAUCCACACCACAUAACCUCAAAAAAAUGAUCAAAAUCAUCCCAUUUGUGUUUGGUGUUCUUUUUCAUGGAAUUUCUCCAUCGGAAGUGAUACAAAUAGACCUGAAGAAUACAGAAGACUUCCAAGACUUACCAAGAUUCUGGACAAGUACUGGAUUUUGCCCUCCAGCUCCAAUAAAUGCAUCUUCGGCAUUCCUCCUAUCACCCAGUGUCCGGCAGAAUUUGGAAUUGGUGGCUUCUGUUCCGAAUGCAGGGAUUACUCACAUCCGGACACAUUGGAUUCUUGAGCUAAUUGACGAAGAAUCUUCAGGUAAUGAUGUGAAAUUCUCCUUCCGGAAACUCGAUAAAUUUGUGGAAUUCCUGCAAAGGAUUCACCUCAUUCCCCAUGUGGAAUUCAUGGGUAAUCCUGGGAGGAUCUUUUCGAAUAAAUCAGCAAAAGAAAGGAAAUUUCUCUGGAGAGAUUUAACUUUCAAAAUGCUGAAGCACUUGAUUGUAAAAUUUGGCCAGGACUUUGUGACUUCCUUUCGCUUUGAAACGUGGAAUGAGCCAGAUUUGCUCAACUAUAAUCUUCUGAAUUUCUCUCUGCCUGAUUUUAUUGACUACGUGACUUCCAUCAGGGAGGGAAUGAAUGAAAUCCGGAAGAUCUCUCCUGAAAUUGAUUUAAAACUUCGUGGCCCUGCGGGAUUAUUUCAUCAGAGGGAAGUUCACAAGCUCUGCUAUGGCUUCCUGGAGUACUGCACCAGCAAUUCCUGCCCUAUUGGCAUCUUCACAUUCCACAGGAAGGGCUCCGGGAAGGCUAGAGAGAUCCUCACAGGUGGCAUUGAACUUUUGAGGAAUUUAACUCGAGAAUUCCCCUGGAUUGCCCACAUGGAAGUCUCUAAUAAUGAAGCUGAUCCCUCAUCGGGAUGGUCACGACCUCUACGGUCCAAUUCUGAUGUUAAAUACGCAGCGGAGCUGGUGAAAACCGUCCUAAUUCACUGGGAUGCAAAAAUGAGAGGAAUCCUCGAGAAUUUGGAAACAAUCAGCCAUGAUAAUGCCUUCCUAAGCUACCAUCCGUAUGAAUUUAAUCAGAGAACCCUCCUAGCACACUUCCGGAUGAAUAAAUCCACACCAAUUUACUCGGAAUUUGUUAAAAAGCCCGUUUUAGGAGCUUUGGGGCUUCUGGCGAAUCUCGCAAGUUCUUCCGGAAGCAUCCAAGAAAGGAAUGAUGUAAUGUUUAUCCCAACAAUGGGUCAGGAAACACCGGAAUUGCCAUUUUAUGGUUGUAUUGUCUUCGUAUCAACGGCUAUUGGAACACAGAGUGUGAGGAUUACAGUAAAACUCCCUCCGGGAAGGAAAUUGGUGGCUUUUGGGGAGAUUUUCGAUCAGAAGAAGACCAAUCCGGGAAGAUUAUGGCGCGAAAAUUCAUCCCCAUCGUAUCCUGAUGCCAAACUACUGAUUAAAAUGCGAAAAGUACAAACACCAGCAGUUGUCAUCCAAUCCCGUCUAAUGGAUGUUCCGGAAUUCACAGAAAAUUUAACAGUUUCAGCCCCAUUUGUGCUGUCUUUGAGAUUUUGUGAAAAUUCUACGGGGAAUCUUCCAAGGAGAGUGGAAAAUGUGAGAUUGAACCGGAUUUCCGGACAAAGGGUUACAAUUUUGUGGCAUGAAGACUUCCAGGUGGGGAGAUGUGUGAAGAAGUAUCAAGUUUUCUUCAAGGCAACUGGUAGGAAGUUGCGGAAGAGGAAAUGGGCAGAAAUUACUCAUGCCUGGCACAUUCCGGAUUGUUCAUUUGAUUUUUGGAGAUCUUCAGGAGUUUCAGGAGCAUACAAAGUCCGUUCAGUGGAUAUCCUUGGGCGUCAUGGGGAUUGGUCAAAGACGGUGCUUUUGUAUUGAAAAGUGCUUCAUGUAUUUUUCUCGUUGA
Molecule: messenger RNA, 1919 nt
Organism: Lutzomyia longipalpis
Lineage: Eukaryota; Metazoa; Arthropoda; Insecta; Diptera; Psychodidae
Product: alpha-L-iduronidase
Exons: 3
Coding region: 47-1891 (614 amino acids)
Biological process (GO): carbohydrate metabolic process
Molecular function (GO): L-iduronidase activity
Source: RefSeq, a predicted model, not a curated record